AUGACUUCACGUCUUGGCAGGAUGAAGGCUUCUUCUCGGGGGGACCCUAGGCACGCAAAGCUUCUGAGCCACCUCCGGAAGGAGCCCAUGUGCGAGGAGGGGGCACUCAGGCGCGUCGCCGGCUUCAAGGAGCUCACGGGCCGCGGGGUUGCACUGGAUUCCUUCUUGUGGGACGACGGGUGGGACGACCCCUACGCGCUCUGGGAGUUCAACCGCACCAGGUUCCCCCGCGGCUUCAGCGCCGUCGCCGAGAAGGCGAAGGAGCUUGGCGCAGGCCUCGGGGUCUGGCUGUCCCCCUGGGGAGGCUACGGCAGCGCCAAGGAAGAGCGGGUCCGGUUGGGCAAGGAGCAGGGCUUCGAGGUCAACGAGCACGGCCUGUCGCUCGCGGGGCCUAAGUAUGCCGCCCGCUUCGGCGAGGCCGUGCAGAAAUUCCGCCGAGAGUCUCGCGUCAACAUGUUCAAGUUCGACGGUGUGGCUGGCGAUCCCAAGGAUCUGCCUGCCGAGUGCGAGGCGAUCUUGGAGCUCUCGGCGGCGGUCCGGGAGGAGAGCCGGAGGGACGUCGGCGGGGAGGGCGUGGCGGGCAGUGAGGUAGGCGGCGCGGGAGCGGCCGCGAAGGGCAGAGACCCGUUCUGGAUCAAUCUGACCACAGGGACUUGGCCCAGCCCGUUCUUCCUGUUGUGGGUGCCGCCAUCUGGCGCGGCCACACGGACACCGCAGUGCCAGGCUGGCCCCUUCUGGACGGCCUCAGCCGUCGGCAGCGCUGGCAGGUCUGGCGCGAGUGCGUGGUGCACGAGUUCAUCGUCAGGCGGGCGGCGCUGUUCCCGCUCGCGCACCUGA
Molecule: messenger RNA, 837 nt
Organism: Prorocentrum cordatum
Lineage: Eukaryota; Dinophyceae; Prorocentrales; Prorocentraceae
Source: the annotation of a GenBank genome assembly